UUUCUGAGAAUCUUGGCGGAAAAUCGGAGAAUGGAGACAUAAAAGAGCUGAUGAAACUACUGGAAGACCCCCACAUGAAGAGCCUUCUGUCCGUCCAUGAUACAGUUGCUCAGAAGCGGUACGACCCUGAACUCCCUCCUCUGCCUGAAGUCAUCGAUGAUGAGGAGAAUUCAGUGAAGAUUAUCAGGCUGGUCAAAAACAAGGAGCCUCUUGGAGCAACAAUAAGACGUGACGAUAAUACAGGAGCCAUCAUUGUAGCUCGGAUCAUGAAAGGAGGAGCGGCCGACAGAAGUGGGCUAAUUAAUGCUGGAGAUGAGCUGAUGGAGGUCAACGGGAUCCCUCUGGAUGACAAGAAACCAGAAGAAAUCAUUCGUAUCCUGGCUCAGUCACAGGGGGCCAUCACGUUUAAAGUAGGUCCUGCUGGGAGAGACGACGUACCCCUCAGAGAGCCAAAGGUAUUUCUGCGAGCGCUCUUUGACUAUGAUCCAAGCAAAGACAAUGCCAUCCCUUGUAAAGAGGCUGGUCUGGGGUUCAAGAAAGGCUCGAUCCUUCAAAUAAUGAGCCAAGGAGAUGCAACAUGGUGGCAAGCAAAGCAUGAAGGGGAUGCUAAUCCACGGGCUGGUCUGAUCCCAUCCAAACAGUUCCAAGAGAGGAGAUUCGCACUAAGGCAGCCUGCUGUGACACAGCCACUGCAGCGGACCCUGAGUAGGCGAUCCUCUGGCUUCAGGAGAAGCUUCCGGCUAAGCAGGAGAGACAGGAAGACCAACAAGUCCAUGUAUGAGUCCAAGAAGAGCCAAAUAUACGACAUGGCUGACGUCCCCACGUACGAGGAGGUGGCCCCCUACUGCAGGCAGAGAGGAGCUAAACACAGGCUGGUGGUCCUAGUGGGACCCACUGGUGUCGGCUUGGAUGAACUCAAGAAGAAACUGUUGAUCUCUGACCCUCAGCACUUCGGUUUCACCAUCCCACAUACCACUCGGCCCAAGAGGAACCAGGAGAGCGAUGGUGUGGAGUACCACUUUAUCUCCAAACAUCUCUUUGAGACGGACAUCCACAACAACAAGCUGGUGGAGUACGGUGUGUACAAUGGGAAUUAUUACGGAACAAGUCUGGGCUCUGUCCGCUCCAUCCUCUCCAAGAACAAAGUCUGUCUAAUGGAUGUCCAGCCUCAUACAAUAAAGUUGCUGCGAACAGCUGAAUUCAAACCCUUCGUUGUGUUUGUGAAACCUCCCCCAAUUGAAAGACUGAGGGAAACGAGAAGGAACGCCAAAUUUCUCCCAGGCAAGGAUGACAAAGGAUCUGCCAGACCUUUCACGGAGGAGGACUUUAAGGAGAUGUUGAACUCUGCUGAGGUGAUGGAGAGUCAUUACGGUCAUCUGUUUGAGAAGGUCAUAGUGAACGAUGACCUCACUACAGCGUUCAAGGAGCUGCAGUUGGCGCUGAAGCAAGUGGAGACGGAGACUCACUGGGUUCCAGUCAGCUGGACUCACUCCUGAGACCCACACUGACUGGGAAAGGUGGAAAGGGAAGGGCUACAAAAAACAAUGUACAUUUUAAGUCUCUUUUAGUUCAACUGAGACUGAUACCUGAAGUCUGAUGAGAAAUAAACAAGACGGCACAGAUUGGUGCUGAUGGACCUGAGCCUUAUCAAGCUAAAACUGAUCUUUUAACUUUGGGUCAAGUUGGAUUCAGACCUCAGCUGCUGUCUGGUUGGGAUCUCCAGGUUAGAAAAAGCCUGAGGGUUUACCGCUUCUGUCUUAAUGUGGCUCAGGAAGCAUAUCUGGAUCAAACAUCACCGACCUGGAGUGUUGAACAAUCUGGACCUUCAUAGAACCAGCGGUUCCUCCUGCAUAAGAAAACCAGGACUCCAUCUUUAGGGUGUUUAAAACAUUAAACUUGUAGAAAACCAAAGGGAAGAAUGUUUUUCUGUUUGGUGGACUGUUUAGAACUGAUGUCAGUUAAAUAACUUUGAGGGAAAACAGGGAGAAAGAAACAAGCAAACAUGUCUUCUAUCUUAUUUCUGUGCUUAAAGAGCUUCAGUGACUGUUGGUCCAAAUGGAAACACUGCAGCUACUCUCUCUAGAAAUGGCAACGACUGUCACUUUAUUUAAAAGGAAAUUAAUAUAUUUUCUAUAAACAUUUAGUUCUUUUUAAAAUACUUUCUAUGAAAAUGUUUCACUUUAAGGGAAACUUGAUCUCAGCUGUAGCGCCUCUUACUUACUAAAAGCAGAAACAUCUCUUCGUUCAUUUAGGUGUUUAGAUUUGAUUUUUCCAGCCUGGUUUUUUCCUACAAAGCUUCUUCAGAGGUUUUUUUUUUUAUUUAGCUGUUGUAUGUUCCAUCCUGGAGCUUUUAGAAUCAGUCCAGCACACCAGUUUCGUCAUUUAUAGAACUGAGCACAUCAGUCUUUAACAAAAAGUUUCACUAUUGUGUUUUAUUAGGGUGGAGUUUUUAUUUUUAUUCAUAUAAACAUGGUUUCAGUGAGGCUGCUAAGUUCAGGACCUUCAGGAAGUAGCUGCUCUGGAUUUAAUGAGCAUUACAGGUUUAUUACUAGAGUCACUCAGUCUUACUGACUCAUACUUAGUUUUUGUCCAAUUCUUUCUAAUGUAUGUAUCAAAGAAACACUUUAAUUUCUUCUGAACAGGUUUCUUAAUUAAAAGUUUUCUCCUCGGCUGGUUUUGUUUAGUUGAUGUAAUUUUCAUGUAAACAGACCAACAGUUUCCGUGACGGUGGGCCCUGACCCACAGCUGUCCACAACUCCUAUGAUAAAUUAUUUAAAUGAUUGAUCAGUGCUUCCAGAGUUUAUUACUCCAUCUUGUCUUUACCUUUAUGACACCUGGUCUAUAGAAUCAGAUUUGUUGUUUAUACAAGAGAGGUUUUGAUUCCUUUAUGUAAAUUAUGGUGUUAAUCAGGCAAGUUGUAUGAAAUUUAAGUAGAUUUCUUAUUAAAGAAAAUGAAACAUCUCUUCUAA
This is a messenger RNA of Cyprinodon tularosa, 2969 nucleotides long. Its product is annotated as MAGUK p55 subfamily member 7-like. Gene Ontology annotation, cellular component: plasma membrane; cell-cell junction. The record is from RefSeq and is a predicted model, not a curated record. Gene Ontology annotation, biological process: protein localization to adherens junction. Gene Ontology annotation, molecular function: protein binding. The coding region runs from base 51 to 1496 and encodes 481 amino acids. The transcript has 13 exons. Lineage: Eukaryota; Metazoa; Chordata; Actinopteri; Cyprinodontiformes; Cyprinodontidae.